This is a messenger RNA of Debaryomyces fabryi, 3228 nucleotides long. RefSeq names its product RNA-binding ribosome biosynthesis protein (gene MAK21). The record is from RefSeq and is a predicted model, not a curated record. Gene Ontology annotation, cellular component: nucleus. The transcript has a single exon. The coding region runs from base 1 to 3228 and encodes 1075 amino acids. NCBI's taxonomy places the organism in Eukaryota, Fungi, Ascomycota, Pichiomycetes, Serinales, Debaryomycetaceae.
AUGGAUGGCUCUAAGUUAAGCUUAGCGUCUUUGAAAGACAAGAUUUCGAGUAAAAUGAAUUUGCUGAAUAAGAGCAACGAAAAACCCAAGAAGAAGGAGAAUAAGAAAUCCGAGCAAAAGGAAGCUAAACAAGAAUCAGCUAAACCUAAGGAAAACAAAAGAUCAGAACAUAAGGAGUACAAAGCAACGGAUAGAAAAUCAGUCUCAAAGGAACAAACCAAGUCGAAGCAAAUUAAUAAUGAUAAGGAGAAAACAGAAGAAGAUAUUUUAAGAGAAGAAGCUUUUGCACUUGGGGCUACUGAAGAAGACUUAGCAUUGUUGAAAGGUAUCGAAGAUGGUGAAGAUAGUGAACAGGAAUUUGACGGAGAUUCUAAAAGUAUCGAUAAAACAUUUUCCACUGACUUGUCUCAAUUCAUGAAAGGAAUAGGGUUAGGUAAGGGUGAAGCAGUUGUCGUUGAAGACGAUGAAGCUGUUCCUGAAUUAGUAGAUGUAGAGGAAAACGAUGAAGAGGAAGAAGAAGAAGAAGAGGAAGAAGAAGAAGAAGAAGAAGAGGAAGAAGAAGAGGACGAGGAAGAAGAAGAAGAAUCUAGUGAUAGUUCUUCUGAGUCUGAAUCUGAAGUUCAAGAAAAGGAAAUGAACAAGAAAGAACUCGCAAGUAAAUCAAAAGAAGGUGUAAAAGAUAAAUCAAGAAGAGAUCCAGAUAAAAUCACCGAUCUUUCUUCGGUAAGCAGCAACAACUUGAUUGUUCCAAGUAGAACUGACUGGUAUAAUACCCCAUUGGAAAGAAUUGAUGAGCCAGAAAAAUUGGACAGAUUUGGUGUUGAAAGAUUGUAUGAAAGAGCUAAGACAGUUGUUGAGAAGGAUAAUAAAACUUACUUAGAAGAAUUCACUUCGAAUAACUCCCAGAAAAAGUUUUUAUCUCAGAUUUUGGCAGAUGGUACAUUAAAUGAUAAAAUUUCAGCCUUAACAUUAUUAAUUCAGGAAGCUCCAUUGCAUAAUAUGAAAGCAUUUGAUACUUUAUUGGGUUACUGUAGUAAAAAGUCACGUACUGCUGCUUUGCAAUCAAUUAAUGCCUUGAAGGAUUUAUUAUUGAACGGUGUUUUACCUGACAGAAAAUUAGUCGCAUUUAACAAACAACCUUUAACCAAGAAUUUAUCAGAUGUUCAGGUGGCCAUUUAUUACUUUGAAGAUUAUUUAAAGAAAUCCUAUUUCAAGUUAAUUUCUACUUUAGAGGUUUUGUCUCAUGAUCCAAUUAUACAUGUAAGAAUGAAUGUCGUGAGCCAUUUAUUUGAUUUGAUUAAAGCAAAGCCAGAACAAGAAGUCAAUUUGUUGAGAUUAGGUGUAAACAAACUAGGUGAUAUUGACAAUAAGGUUUCCUCCAAGACUUCUUACCAAAUAUUACAAUUAGAACAAACUCAUCCAGCCAUGAAAAAGGUUGUUACUGAUUCUGUUGUUGAUAUAAUUUUUAAAAGUAACAGUGAUUACCAUGCACAAUACUACUCUAUUGUCACUCUCAAUCAAACAAUUUUGACUAGACGUGAAGAUGAAUUAGCUAAUACUUUGGUCAGAACUUAUUUCGCCUUAUUCGAAAAAAUUUUAGUUGAAACUGACCAUCAUAAUGCUGAAACUAACAAGGAAGACAAAGCUCUCGGUAAAUCCGAGAAGGGUAGAAAGAAUAACCGUAAGAACUUUAAGAAAGGUAAGAAAGGGGGAAAAUCGGUAAAGAAUCAAGAAAAGUCUGAAAAUGAGAUCAUUGAAGAUAAAAACACCAGAUUAUUCUCAGCUUUGUUGACAGGUUUAAAUCGUGCAUUUCCAUUUUCAAGCUUACCAAAUGAAACUUAUCAAAAACAUUUAGACACUUUAUUCAAGAUUACGCAUUCCUCAAAUUUCAAUACGUCUAUUCAAGCGUUGGUGUUGGUUAACCACAUCAUAACAAGUCAAAAAUUGGAUUCGGAUAGAUACUACCGUACAUUGUAUGAAUCCUUGUUAGACCCUCGUUUAGUCACAACAUCCAAACAAGGUAUCUACUUGAACUUGUUGUAUAAGUCUUUAAAAAAUGAUACUGAAAAUGUCCCAAGAGUCUUAGCAUUUGUUAAGAGAAUUUUACAAAUAUGUUCGCAUUGGUUACACGUCGGUGCUAUUACCGGUAUGUUGUUUUUGUUAAUGCAAUUAUCUAAAACAUAUCCACAAAUUCAAGAUUUAUCGAUUGACUUUGCAUCAAGACCAGAUGAGGAUGAUUUUGAAAAUGAGGAAGCCAAUAAUGCAGACCGUACUUACGACAGUCGUAAGCGUGAUCCUAAAUUUGCAAACGCUGAUAAAUCAUCAUUAUGGGAAAUAGGACAAUUUUUAACACAUUACCAUCCAACCGUUGCCAUAUACGCUGCUUCUCUUUUGGAUGGAAAUGACCAACCAAAACCAGAUUUAGGUUUAUUCACAUUAUCCCAUUUCUUGGACAGAUUUGUCUACAGGAAUUCAAAGCUGAAGCCAAUGACCAAAGGUUCAUCCAUUAUGCAACCUUUAGGUGGUGCUCACACUGGUUCAUUAUUGGUAAAGGCCACCAAUGUUGCAAACAAUGAGAUUCCAGCAAACACUGAAAACUGGUUGAAUAAGAAGGUCGAAAACAUCCAACCCGAUGAAAAGUUCUUCCACCAGUACUUCACUACUAAAGUCAGCAAGUUGAAAAACAAAGAAUCAAAGAAGGAAGGAGAAGAAGAAAUUGAAAAUGAAGAAGAAGCAGCGGAAAUGGAAGACGAUGAAAUUUGGAAAGCCUUGGUCAAGUCUAGACCAGAAGUCGAAGAAGCGUCCGACGAGGAUGACUUUUCUGAUUUUGAUGCUGAUGACUUCUCUGACAUGAGCGAUGAUGAGGAAACAGCCGAAGCUGAAGGUGAAGAUGCUGCUCUUGAAGGUGAGGAGCAAGAAAUAGAAGACGAACCACAAACUGUCGCAGCUGACGAAUCGGACGGUGAAGAGAAUGACGAGGAAAGCGCAAUGUUUGCUAUAAAUGAUGAGGAUGAAUACGACAGUGAUGAGGCUCCAAAGAUGUUAGGUGAAGAUGAUUUGUCGUCCGCAGAAUCAGAACCAGAGUCAGACCAAGGCUCCAAGAAGCGUAAAGCUUCUGACGAGAAGAGUGCCAAAUCCAAAAGAUCUAAACUUAAAAGUUUACCUAUUUUCGCCUCGGUGGACGAUUACUCCCAAUAUUUGGAUUCUGAAGAUGAAGACUAUUCCUAA